CUUCUUAUUCUCCAUCUUCUCUACUGAGAUUUUUCUUUAACAAAAAAACUCAUCCUUGAAUGCACGGUGGUGCAUGGAUGUGGAAUCAUAGCAAAAACGAAGAAUUGGAGGAUGAUGAUGAAUCUUGGGAAGUGAAAGCUUUCGAGCAAGACACUAAAGGCAACAUCUAUGGUACCACUUGGCCUCCAAGAUCUUACACUUGCAAUUUCUGCCGCCGUGAGUUCCGUUCUGCUCAAGCCUUAGGCGGUCACAUGAAUGUCCACCGCCGUGACCGUGCCUCUAAGGCUCAUCAAGGUCCUGCGGUUAGAAGCGGUGGCGGCAGCGGAGGCGGUAGGACAACGUUUCUCAGUUCUUGUGUUCCACCGUCGACAACGCUUAUAAUCCAAUCCACGGCGAGUAACAGUGAAGGCUUGUCCCACUUCAACCAAUUGCAAAACCCUAAUGGCAUGUUUGGUAAUUCCAGUGAUAUGGUGAAUUUUUAUGGUACUACGCCGUUUCCUUCGAGCAACCUUGAGUUUUCGUUGUUGAACUCGUCGGUAGAGGUUCCUCCUAGGCUUAUACAAUAUCCGACAGGAGAUGAUGAGAAAGCUGGCUCGAUGAAAGAGACGACGAGAACAUCAGUGAAUGAGCCUGAUCUUGAACUUCGACUAGGGCACAGGCCACCGUGACAUUUCACAUUCGUGACACACUUGAGGCCUUUCAUAUCCAUAUCCAUUCAUACAGAGUUUUCUGGUCCGUGAAGGCACUGCAAGUGUAACGCGUAACGUGUUCAAUGCUCGAGAAAGGCAUUAUGAAAGCGAGAGAAUAGAGAUUAAUGUUGAGGAAAAAUGAUCUUACCUCUACCUAAGUUUUCUUGGUGAUGUUGCUUCUGCGUGUGUGCAUGUAUCUAUUUCUCGAUCGCAGUUAUAUAUACUUAUAGUU
Messenger RNA from Brassica oleracea var. oleracea, 921 nucleotides. RefSeq names its product probable transcriptional regulator RABBIT EARS. Bases 60 to 668 code for a protein of 202 amino acids. NCBI's taxonomy places the organism in Eukaryota, Viridiplantae, Streptophyta, Magnoliopsida, Brassicales, Brassicaceae. The record is from RefSeq and is a predicted model, not a curated record. The transcript is spliced from 2 exons.